Leptinotarsa decemlineata (Colorado potato beetle) is the source of this 4393-nucleotide messenger RNA. RefSeq lists its product as uncharacterized. The record is from RefSeq and is a predicted model, not a curated record. NCBI's taxonomy places the organism in Eukaryota, Metazoa, Arthropoda, Insecta, Coleoptera, Chrysomelidae.
AGAUAUUCAAGAAACUGUGAUUUCUGAUGGGGCUUCUUCUUUCUCUUUCUCCUCUUCCGCAUCCUUUGUUUCAACGGAGCGAAACGUUGGUGCAGGCACUGAAGACAGAUGUAAUGAUAUCCAGACCAAGUAGGCAUCAAUCCAUAAUGUCUGACGAUUCGGAGGAUAUUGGAAAAAAAAUUAACAAUCUCAAUUUGACAGAUAAAAAGGAUAUCAACAUUUUACUCUUAGGAGAAACAGGAGUGGGAAAGUCGACAUUUAUAAACUCUGUUGCUAACUAUUUGACUUACAAUGAUCUUAAAACAGCAAAAAAGGAGAAUUUAAUUGUACUAAUUCCUACAGAAUUCAGUAUGAAAGAUAAGAACGGAGAAUUUCAUAUUAUCAGUAUUGGAGAUAAAGAUAAUAAUGAAUAUUUGGAUACUGGUGUUUCAGCAACUCAGGAUGUGAAAACGUAUGUUUUUCCCAUAUGGAAUGGACGAGCCAAAGUACGCCUCAUUGAUACUCCUGGAAUGGGAGAUACUAGAGGAAUAACUCAAGAUAAUAUUAAUUCUGAAAAUAUACUAUCAUAUAUAGGACAACUUCACGAACUUCAUGCGAUAUGUUUCCUUUUCAAACCUAACCAAUCGCGAAACACUGUAUUUUUUAGAUAUUGUAUGUCUCAAAUUUUAUCUCGGUUGGAUAAAUCAGCAAGUAAAAAUAUUAUAUUUGGUUUUACCAACACCAGGGGUUCAGAUUAUGGACCUGGAGAAACCAUUAAUCUCCUGAAGAGGGAAGUUGAAUCAAUUCGUGAAAAACAGGAUCAAGCCGAAAUUCCAAUCAAUAGAAAUGUAUUCUGUUUUGAUAAUGAGGCAUUCAGAUAUCUAGCAGCAAUGAAACAAAAUGUUGAAUUUGAUGAGUCUAUUAAGCAAAGAAAUAAAGAGAGCUGGAAAAAUUCAUCAGAACAAUGCUGGAAACUGAUUAACUACAUCGUGGGUGAUCCUAAAAAUCCUCCCCUGAAACCGCAUCAUGUGAAAAGUACGAGCGCAAUAAAUGAAGCUCGAAGGAUGAUUCAACAGUUAGCUCAACCUUUGGCAGAGAUUUCUCAAUUGAUAAACAGCAAUGUUCAAGCUCUAGAACGACAUAAAGCCAACAUGCAAUUGGAUAAUCAAUCACUGGAAGAAUUGAGAAGUAAACUAUAUAUGCCUGUAAUUUCCUUGGAAGUUAUUAAGCUUACCCAACCUGUUACAGUCUGUACUGCUAGAAAGUGUGCAGACAUCUAUAAGGUAGGAAGUGAAAAUAAAUGGCAUUAUAAACAGCGUUGUCAUGAUCCUUGUUUUUUGAGCAAUGUCCCAAAGGAGAUUAUCGGUACUCCCGAAUUGAUACACUGCGCAGCCAUGGAUGGAACAUCAAAUUGCAUCAAAUGUGGAUGUGAUUUUAAAAUACACAUGCAUGUCUAUUAUAUGACAAAAACCAUAGAGGUGCGUGAAGUUGAUCCUAACGUCGAGAAAAAUAUAAACAGUAAAGAAGCUAUCAUGAAUAACAUGAGGAAAGUCAUGGGAAGUAUCAUUGACAGAAAAGAAGAGCUUGAUAAUGAACAUCAUACUAUUGUUAAAAUUUGCGCCAGAUUCGCACAUUUUCUUCAGAAUAAUGCCAUAACACCAUUUAGUGAUUCUUACAAGGAAUAUAUCGAGUACUUGAUAAACAGGGAGAAGUCUUUGGGCAAAUUAUGUGAUGCUCAAACUGUGGAACAUUUGCAAAAACUUCUUAGAGAAUAUGAAGAAACUAAAGCAUCCUUUGAGGAAGCACUUAAGAUGAAUAAGAAGAUUGGAAGAACUGAUCAGAUUGUAUCUGCCAAGGAUAUCAGUGAUAGCAUUCAAGAGCUAUAUAAACUGAAACAUAAUGGUAAAAAAAUAAAAGAAUUGUAUGAAUGUCAAAAAAAGGCGAGGAAUAAGGAACAUGAAAAUACUGAAUAUCUUCAUAAUAUUUCAUUCAAAGCUGAAGAAAAAAAAAGUAAAAAGCCAGAUGAUAAGACAGGGAAAGAUAAACAAAGCACUGAAAAUAGAAAUAAAAGAAUUAGUGAUACAGACAAUAGAAAUAGACAGCAAAACAGUCAACCCAAUAGAGGUAAUGCGUCCUCUAGAAGAAAUGAUUUUCAGAGAUAUCCUUCUCGUGAUGCUCCCCCAGCAUAUCACGAAGUUAAUCAACGACAGCAUCAUUAUUCUCCCCCCCAAGCUGCUGGACCUCACCCUAAUGGAUAUUAUCCCCCCUAUCAAAUGGGUUAUUCUUAUGGGCCUCCACCAAAUGCUUAUGGUCCUCCACCAAAUGCUUAUGGUCCUCCACCAGCCGGAAAUGCUUAUGGGCCUCCACCAAUCACUGGACCCUAUGGCGCACAUCAAGGUCAUUUUCCUGGAGCUGAUCCUUACAAGUAUGGACACGAUUACCAAUAUCCCAGUGACCGUCGAGAUGAUCGUUUGGCUUAUGACAUUAACAUAACUGUUAAGAAACCAGGUGACGAUUCCAGAGGCCGACCAACUCUUGAUCAUUUUUCUUAUCCACCACAAGAUCCAUACUAUAGACCUUAUGAUCCCGCAGUUUCUGGACAUUAUGCAACUCCUCCAACUGGAACAUAUCAAAGCCCUCCAGGCAGAAACCCUGCUGGUUCUUCUGGAUAUGAUCACCACCAUGGUGUUCUUAAUCACUCGUAUGAAAGGUCUCGGGUCAAUAAUUCAAGAACUGGAUAUGAUCAAGGCAGAGGCGGUAACAGAGGUAGAGGUGGUAUAAAUAAAAGAGCUAAAAAACGAAAUAACAACAAAACAAAUGCUGACCGCAAUACAUCGGAUGAUUCCGACAGUUAGAUAUAUAUAAUAAAAAUUUAUUUGGAGACACACAUUUCAGGUAAUUAUUUUUUAUUCAGUUUGAAAGUGUGUCUCUCGCAGAGUAUAAUGAAUACUUUUAAUUUUGAGUCAUAGAGUUAUACUUUUAUUUCAACAACUAUCCCAGGAACUAGUUCAACAGUUACUACAGAAUUAUCUUUUAACUUUAUGGACUAUUGAUUUAAUAAGCUUGUUGAAUUAUUCCAUUUUCUCGUAUGUAUUGUUUUUUUAUUUGCCUUAUAUUGGAAAUAUUUUGAAGUUUCAAUAUUGAGUGAAUAUAAAUAUUUAAUAAAACUGAUUGCCAGGUGUUGCUCAAUGACGAUUCAUACUUGAAACUCGAUGUUGAAAUGUCCUACUCUUUUACAAAGUGAAUACUUUCGUGUCUUUGUUUGAUGAGGUUUUAAUUUUAGAUAAAUAUAGAUAAGUACUCAUGUUGAAGGAUUUUUUAUGUUGGUAUUGGAACAUUUCAUUUUAACAGAUGAAUUACAAAUUUGCUCUGUGUUACAAACGUUGAGGCUAUUCAGAAAUCAUUUCAAGAUUGUUUUAUUUCUAUCAGAUAAAAAUACAUUUAUACAGGAAAAACUUAAACGAAAAAUAAAAAACAAAAGAGCCCAAUAUACAUACUAAAAUCUAUAACUAAAAUAUUUUACAAUCGAGUAAGAUUGUAACGGGAUAGUAAUGGGAAUCAGGAGUGAUCCUUAAUGAAAUAUUGUUUAUAAGUGAUUUCAUACAAAUCAUACUUCUGCAAAAUAUUUUUAAAUGCAAAUUAUUGAUAUGUAUUUCUCAAACUUGGGAGAUACAAAAUAAUCAUUGUAAUAAUGGUAAGAAGGUUUUUUAAGGUAUUUUUGGAGUUCUGGAAUGAAUAAUUAUAAUAUUAUUCAUUUACAGUUUCACCAUUCUAUCUAGAUUAGAUUUAUUAUUUUAAUCUUAGUGAUAUGAAUAAGUAUACAUAAUUAUAUGAAGAGAGAAAUUUCUACUUUUCUGCAGUGUUUUGUUAUCAAAACAAACUGUAUAGGAUGCAUAACUUCCUAUAAUAACAGAAUGGUGAAAAUUUUGGUUUAUGAUAAGACUUUCACCAAAGAGAAAGGUAAUCACUGCUUAGUUGAUAUAAUUAUGUGAUGAUGAUUUUCGGGCAUGCCCAGAAGUUAUAUCAUAAUAAUUGUAUGUGUAUAUUCUCUAUAUUAUAAUGAUGGAAUAGGAACGUAAUAAACUUGAAUAUUCACUCUCCCACAACAUAUUAAAACAUUUACAGGAUUUCAUGAAAUAUUUGUAUUCAAUCCUGUAAAUCGUUUUCUCACAUGAUGGCCCAAGGAAAGGUUCAUGUUGUUUUUGUUAAUGGAUAACAAAAGUAAAAGCAAAGUAGGGUUUUUGAAGUAACUGAAAAGUUGUAGAUAGUUGAUGCAGAAAUUUUGGUACAUCAGUUUUCUUUCAAAGGCAAAUAAAAAAUCAAUAACAAUAUUAUUUCAUAUCUGUUUUGUUUUGCUAUUGAUGUUAUAUGUUACCCAUUAUUGCCUUAUAUAAUAAAUGAAUUAGUUUUCUAA